Molecule: messenger RNA, 1882 nt
Organism: Malaya genurostris
Lineage: Eukaryota; Metazoa; Arthropoda; Insecta; Diptera; Culicidae
Product: protein catecholamines up-like
Exons: 4
Coding region: 199-1590 (463 amino acids)
Biological process (GO): intracellular zinc ion homeostasis; zinc ion transmembrane transport
Cellular component (GO): membrane
Molecular function (GO): zinc ion transmembrane transporter activity
Source: RefSeq, a predicted model, not a curated record
CUCGCCACAGUGAUUACCCUACCACUGUCGCUUUUGUAUCGUAGUUCCAUUUCGUAUCGUAGUUUGGUUGUUCGAACCGGGCAGCAGAGGGUAAAGAUCAAACGUCGAAAUCUGUGCGCGUUGUUAUCAGUGACGUGUAAAUAAAUUUCUUCUUCUGCUUGGCCACCAUCGCGAAAAGUCGCCAAUCUGUUCAAUCAAAUGGAUCAUACCGAAAGUCAGGGGCGAAAGCCCAAUACUGCUGCUAGUGUACCUACUGUAGUAUGUCGACAGGGAGAAUCGAAAUCUUUCCGGGUUCACGUUGCUCUGGGAUUGUUGCUUUUGAUGCUAUGGAUGUCACUGCCAACGCUUUGUGAUGCACACGGACAUUUUGAUGAUCAUGAUCAUGAUUUGCAUCAUCAUCAUCACCAUCACCAUCAUGGGCAUGAUGAAAAUCCCAGUUUUAAGUACUCAAGACAGGCUAAUGAAGUGUAUCGUGAGGAGAACAGUGACCAUGAUCAUCAUCACGGACAUAGUCAUAAUCAUAUAGAUGAUCACGCUAAGGGACAUACGCAUCACCAACAUGAUGAUGCUAGAAGGAAAAAUAUCAAGCCUCCAGUCGACACUUUCUACAUUUGGGUUCACUCGCUGACUUCCACGGUAUUAAUCAGUGCCGCUCCAUUCUUCAUUCUAUUCGCAAUCCCAUUGGAAAAUACCGAAGAGAUGCAACCACGACUGAAAACGCUACUGGCGUUCGCAUCUGGUGGAUUGCUUGGAGAUGCGUUCCUGCAUCUAAUCCCACAUGCCAUUUCACCUCACAGUCAUGGUGACGACGAUCAUCACGGGCACAGUCACGGUCAUCACCACGGAGAAGAUGAAGAAGAAGGUCAUGGCCACGACAUGCGUGUAGGGCUGUGGGUUCUUGCCGGCAUAAUUGUAUUUCUGGCCGUUGAAAAAGCCGUGCGGUUGAUGAAAAAAGACGCCGGUGGAGCACAUGGUCAUAGUCACAGUCACAAUCACGGAAGCACACCUCAGGUGUCCCAAUCAGCUUCCAACGCCAAGAACUCUUCUGGUAGUAAAAAGAAACAGGAAUCUGAAUCUGGCAAAGCCAAAGGAAAAUCCGUCAAGAAAGAUUCUAAAAAGAACCAAAUACAAAUCGCCGGUUACCUCAAUCUGGCCGCGGAUUUCACUCAUAAUUUUACGGAUGGACUCGCUAUUGGUGCUUCGUAUCUGGCUGGCAACAGUAUCGGAAUUGUAACAACGAUAACCAUUCUGCUGCACGAGGUUCCUCACGAAAUAGGAGACUUUGCCAUUCUGGUGAAAUCGGGCUGCUCGAAAAAGAAAGCGAUGCUGUUACAAUUAACAACAGCCGUCGGGGCACUAGCGGGAACCGUCCUGGCCUUGUUGGGUAGUGGAAGCGACGCGGCUGAGUCCUGGGUUCUUCCCUUCACUGCCGGGGGUUUCAUCUACAUUGCGACCGUUUCCGUUAUUCCGGAACUACUCGAAGGCUCUACCAAACUGUGGCAGUCGUUGAAGGAAAUUACGGCUCUGCUAGCCGGUGUCGGGAUGAUGGGGACAUGUAUAAAAGCCAUAGAGGAAACAUUUGAACUUUGAUUGGCGCGCCGUGGUUUGUUACUUCAACAUGUUGAUUGUUUUAAUUCUUCAUUACAAUUGUUUGGAUGUACCGCAGAACCGAUUUUGUUCCAUUUUACUGUUGUUUGAUAAAUAAAAGUAUUGUUAACGUCACUUUGAAUAGUCCACUUGUGUUAAAAGCAAACUUUUACUUUCCUUGAACAUUCAUUGAAUAUCUUAAAUAAAACAAUCAUCAUGUUGUUCUAUCCGACGGCUCCAUGAAAUAAAAAAGCCGUGUUAGAAAUAAGUUCACAAUAAACAAAGUCCUAUUUAA